AUGACAGGUAUAAUUUUUCUUUCUUCUAUUUUUGACCUAAGCGGCGCCUCUCUCUCCCAACCUCAGAUCUUGUCUCUCCCGAUCUCAGAUCUUUCAGCGACAGCAUCGGCGUUGCUCCUUCAUCGAUCUCUAUCUCUCAUCUGGCAGGCUGUUGUAAAAGUUCAUCUUUUAUUGAAUUUUCCUAGUUUCUUCGGUUGUUUGCUUUUGGGAAUUAGUUCAUACUGUUGUCUCUCUUUAGCUUUUGCAAUUUUGCUGGUCGUCUGGGUUUUGGUACUGCUUGUGAACACAUUCUCAGGCUUGCUCCUUGCACUCACCAACUAUAACCACAGUACCCUCUUUAUUGCAAUGGAGGCUAGCGGUGAUAGACUUGCUGCUGUUUCGGUGGGUUGUAAUUAG
Prunus armeniaca (apricot) is the source of this 396-nucleotide messenger RNA. NCBI's taxonomy places the organism in Eukaryota, Viridiplantae, Streptophyta, Magnoliopsida, Rosales, Rosaceae. The record is from the annotation of a GenBank genome assembly.